Molecule: messenger RNA, 315 nt
Organism: Peronospora matthiolae
Lineage: Eukaryota; Oomycota; Peronosporomycetes; Peronosporales; Peronosporaceae
Source: the annotation of a GenBank genome assembly
AUGCGGAACCUCAAUGGGUACGAGAUCAAUGGACGCAACCUCCGGGUGGACUUUGUCGAUGGUAAGGACAAGUCUGGAGGGUCCGAACGAAAACGUCACGAGACUGGAAGCCAUAAUGGGGACAGUCUGGAGGGUCCGAACGCAAACGUCACGAGACUGGAGGCCAAUCUCGACCUGGGGGAGCUACUGGUAGCAACUUUUGGGGCGAGGGCGGGCACCCGACGAUGGGGACUGGAGAGAUGGCGAUCCAUGCAAUCGAGUCGGCCAUCUCUCGGUUCGGACCAGUCAAGUUGUACGACAUGUUGGUGCAGCUGA